AUGCGAUUGCGGCAGCUGCUAUCCGGCGGCGCUGCAAAUCGAGGCAACUCGCUGCAUCUCCCUGCACAUCGCUGCACCUCGUCGCUGGCAACCAAGCUGCCCGAGGUGGCGAGCGCGGCCCGCUUCGCAUCGCGAGUGGACGCGGCGCUCGCGGCGCCUGCACCAGCAGCAGCAGACCUGGCGACACUCGCGCACGACCCGGAGCGCGUGCGGCUGGUGCUGCGCGCGGCGAUGGCGACCACGCACCUGCACACGCAAAGCCGCAUCGCCGCCUACGAGGGCGAGGGCUACUACACCAUCGGGCCGUGCGGCGAGGAGCUGCUUGCCUCAGUCGCGCUCGCGCUGCGGCCGACCGACCCGGCCGCGCUGCACUACCGGCACGUCGGCACGCUGGUGGCGCGGCAGCUGCAGCGCGGCGCGACGCUCGAGCGCGUGCUGCUCGACCGCGCGCGCGGCCACACCAUCUCUGUGAACGACCCCGUCACCGGCGGCGUGCACUGCUCGCUCGGCGACGACCCGCAGUUUGACUUCCUGGUGACGUCGACGCUGGCGUCGCAGGGGCCGCAGGCGGUAGGCCGCGCGGUGGCGAUCGAGCACCUUCCUGCCGCGCAGCGCUGGCCGUCGGAUGCCAUCUCCUACGUCUCUUGCGGCGACGGCUCCGUCAACAACUCGGAGUGGCUCUCUGCGGUCAACGCCGCAGAGCUCGUCGCGCACCGGCGCCGCGCCUGCCCCGUCCUCUUCUGCGUCUCGGACAACGGCCUCUCCAUCUCCUUCAAGACGGGCACGUGGACUGCCU
Molecule: messenger RNA, 796 nt
Organism: Emiliania huxleyi CCMP1516
Lineage: Eukaryota; Haptophyta; Isochrysidales; Noelaerhabdaceae
Exons: 3
Biological process (GO): branched-chain amino acid catabolic process
Molecular function (GO): oxidoreductase activity, acting on the aldehyde or oxo group of donors, disulfide as acceptor
Source: RefSeq, a predicted model, not a curated record